GUCAUGUGAUGGACUCUUCCCUGCACACAGACACUCUUCGCCCUUCUCACCUCUCCUCCGCGUUCAGUUGCAGUUCCGUCUUCCUUUUUGGUGGGGACUGACUCGUUUUGCUUCAAACUUCUGGAUUUGGGGCUCAGACUGGGUUGUUUGGGUGGCGGGAGAUGGUGGGACUCCCCGCCUUACGGCCGUCUCUCUCGCUCGUUCUCUCUUUUUAUCCGGGUGAGAAGUCUGCCUGGAUCUCUUAUCCAGCAGGUUUUGAGAGUAUUUUAGAAGGACUUUAUGGACCACGGCUACGAAGAGACCUCAGUUUAUUUGAAGACUGUGAACCAGAAGAGCUGACUGACUGGUCUAUGGAUGAAAAAUGUUCAUUUUGUAACCUCCAGAGAGAAGCAGUCAGUGAUUGUAUACCAUCCCUUGAUUCUUCACAGUCAACACCAACAGAGGAGUUAUCAUCUCAGGGCCAGUCCAACACUGAUAAGAUUGAAUGCCAAGCUGAAAAUUACCUAAAUGCACUCUUUCGAAAGAAAGAUCUUCCUCAGAACUGUGAUCCUAACAUUCCCCUAGUUGCUCAGGAAUUAAUGAAAAAGAUGAUACGUCAGUUUGCAAUUGAGUACAUUUCAAAAAGUGGUAAAAUUCAAGAGAAUAGAAAUGGUUCAAUUGGACCAAGUCUCAUAUGUAAAAGUAUUCAAAUGAAUCAAGCAGAAAACUCCCUUCAGGAAGAACAGGAAGGCCCCUUAGACCUCACUGUGAAUCGAAUGCAAGAACAAAAUACUCAGCAAGGGGAUGGAGUGUUAGAUCUCUCUACAAAGAAAACCAGCAUAAAAUCUGAAGAGUCAUCCAUAUGUGAUCCUUCUUCUGAAAAUUCAAUGGCUGGUUCAACUGUUGAUGCAAAAUCAGAGGAAGCUACUAAAAUGGAAAAAGGAAAAUCAGCAUUAAGCAAAGUUUUGGAAUCUUUGUGCAUACAUCACCAGCAACAAGUUUUGGCUAUGUUGAAAUUUCUAGUCCAAGAGCAGAAUGCUACUUCUCUUUGCUGUUGUAAUGCAUCAUGUGCUGUGUCUUCAGAAUCUCAAAAGUCCCUAUUUGAAGAUGAUAUACAUGGUCUAUUCUGUAGUUGUGAAUAUAGACUGGCAGAAAGAGGGCUUUUACAAAAUGAAAGACAAAGUGCUGUUUUAGUGCCUCUGCCAGUCUGUAUUAAAGAAUUACUUUGUUUAUCUUGCCAUUCUGUAACUAUUGAACACAUUAAGACAAUAAUGAAUAGAGGAAUUGCAAACUGUUAUAAUUCUCAUAGGUGCUAUUCUCAACUGUUACCAAACAUUGACUCUACAAAAUCACCCUUUCAUAGUCCCCUUCUGUCAGGGGAAGUAUGUGAUUUUUCAGUCAGUCUUAAAGAUGUUUGCAGAUCUCGCAGUCCCUCACCCCCACCAUUAUCACCUGUAGAGACUGGAGAAUUUGAAAAAUUGAAAGACGUCAUCUCAGAGUUUUCAGCCUUAGAGAAUAACACAUUUGAAACAAACACUAACCAGCCUCCAUCUCUAAUACCAGCAGAAAUAAGCAGCAACAGUGAUCAAGAAAGCAAAAUACAUAAAACUGAAAAAUUUAGUAACUCUGAUUCUUUGCUUUCAGAUACCAGUGAUAAUUGUACUACAAAUCAUGAAAAAGGUGAAACUACUGUGAUUUUUCAAGAUUUAAUGGAUCGUAUCAAUGAAAAAUUAAAAUCAAUAGAAACCACAGAUAUGACAAAUGUUGUAAAACUAUCUAGCAGUGAUUAUAACACAGCUAAUGAUUUUAAAUUGGGAGAUUUAAUAACAUCUCUUGUGCAUAAUGCAAAAGCCAGUGAUUAUAGUUUUAUGGAAUUACUGAGUCAACAUGAUAAAAAGAUAGAAAAUAAAAUUAUUCAGACACGAUUUCGAAGGCGUCAACAAACCUUAUUUGCACUGCACAACUCUCCUGAUUCACCCAUGAUUAGAAGGCAGUCCUUACAGAUAAAAAGACAACUAGCUAGUUUAGAUGAAAAUUUUAUGAGAAAAAAAUUCUCUGAAAAAAAUUCGAGGAAAUUGGUGUGCCAUGAUACAAUAUUUUCAUCGGACAAAGAAUUCCAUCAUUGCCAAAGGUCUUCUUUACAAAAUUCUAAAAGCUUUCAAGAUAAAAAUCAUGCAGAAACAUUUUUGCCAAAUUAUGCAUUACAGUCAUUGCAACUACCUUACAGUAGUUUAGAAACGAACUUGGCUUUUAAUGAAUUUUCAAAAAACCUUAAAACACCUGAGAAAAUUAAUAUAAAAUCACAAGAGAAACCUGCAGCUGGAAUCAAAAACUUGGAAGAUAAUAGUUUCAAUCCAAAAUUAGAUAAAAUUCAAACUCCUUUUAGAGAUAAUGUUCCUGAACUUUUGAGCAGGACUAAACGAAAUAUUGUACCCCCAGGAUGGUAUUCUAUUUAUGUAACAAAUAAUUGUUCUUUUAAAAAAUCACUUAAGACCAAAAGAGUGUCUGAAUCCACACAAAGUAAAGAUUCAGUGAAAAAUGUUCAAAAUGAAAGCUCACAAAAUAUAGACCUAAACAAAAUUGCAAUGAAUUCUAAUUUACAGAUUAUAGUGGAGCGUUUGGAAGAUACAAUAAGUAAGACUAAAAGGCCUUGGAAUAAUAAGCCAUCAGCAGGAUAUAAAGCAUCCAAUAAAUUGAUAGAAAUUGAUGGUAAAGAUGAAAAUGCUGGGAGAAAUAUAAAUCUUAAUUUGAAUAGAAUGAAUAAAGAGCAGAGUUUACCAAAAUCUGAGACCACAUCAAGCACUAUUAUCAAAAGUCUUUCAGUGCCUACUGUGGAUUCAAAUAACAAAAGACUUGAUAAUCCAAAAAAGUCAUCUAUUUUAGAGGCUGGUUGCUUGACUGCCAGUGCUGAAAGUGUACCGUCAAAAUGUGAAGAUACUGAAAGCUCUUUUUCUAACUAUUCUAGUCCUAUCAAACUCAUGUUUUUAUCUGAGAUUAAAAGUAGUGAAGGAGUCAAAUACUCUUUAACUUCAGUUGGUACUUCCCAGUCAAAUGUUGAUCAUCCUUCUGAAAAAUGUGCAACCCUUCAUGUAACUGGAAAAAAAAUAGAAACAAAUGAGGAUAUUUCAAACACUAACUCUGAAAAUUACAGUUCUAAUCAUGAUACCGACACAUUUCUUAGAGAACUGAACAAAUUUAACUGUGCAAAGGAAACUGUAGAAUCCUCCACAUUGUUUUCAGAUGACUUGAAUAGUGAUAAACCACAAAAACAUCUGGAAAAUGCAAGCAGUGCUGUUGAUUCAUCUUUUAAAAGAAAACCAGGUAGACCUAAAAAAAUAGGCCCUCAAGUUGUGAAACAGAUUAAACGACCAAUUGGAAGACCACCAAAACCUAAAACUGAUCAAGCAGACAUUUCCAUUUGUGAGAAUGAAUCCUUUUGUGCUGGAAAGAAAAACUCAGAAUCUUUCAUACCAGAAGCAAAAGAAGGUAUUUAUAAGAAAACUAUUACCGUAACUGUUAUUUAUGGAAGGUCAAGAAGAGCUAAAAGGCAUGUAUCUGAAGGAACUGUAAACAUUAGCAAUAUUAUGUCAUUAAACAAUAACAUUGCUGAUUUUUCAGCUGAAUACAAUGGUCUUGGAAGCCUUAGAGAAUAUGAAAUUGACUCAGGUCAAAGUUCUGGGUCUAGCUGGACCACUGAAAGAGAGAACUUGCAAUCUAUCUUUGACCAUGUAAGACCUGUUAGGAAUAAGUCUGUGAUACUUCAACCUUCCAAGAACAUCAUUCGACCAAAUCAGAAGCCUUCAGCAAUAAUUAGGAAGCCUGGUAGACCUGCAAAAGUGAAAAUAUCUGGCAUAUCUGUGACUAUUAAUAGAAUUUCUCCUCAGGAAAGAGAAGUAAGUAUUAGCAGCUGCUUACCUCCUUUAGAACAGGAGAAUACAUUAGAAAAAACUCUACCUGAAGAAAAAUAUGAUCAACAGUGCAAUAACGUGGAUAAAACAAGGUACACUGAUGCUGACAUUUUAAAAAAUGGAUCAAAAAGUAUGGUUGCUCCUGUACCUUUGAGACAUUCUAUUAGGGACAGAAAGCGAUCUCUGCACUUCUUACGUUCAUUAGCAACUUCUAGUUCACUUAUUUAUAGAAAUUCUCUGCUUCAUAAAUCAUACAAACUCCAUUUAAGAAAAGGCAAAAGCCUAAAGAAAAAGUACAGGCAGUCAAGGAUAAAAAUAGCUUCCAAAGAUACCCCAGGAGCUAGACAUCCAAGGAAGGCAGAAAAAUGUUUGGAAGAUAACAAAUUAAUGCCCAUUUCUGAAGUGUCUUUAGACCCUAUAAUAUCAUCAAAUCCUUUGCUCAGGUGGUGGGCUACUUCUGCUUCAAAUGAUUCUUUAUUAGAGGAAUUAAACAAUAGAUUUGAGCAAAUAACAAAUGCCUGGGUGCAAGUGAGUGGAGAUGAAGCUGAAAUUUUUGAUCAUAAAAAAGAAUACAUUAAAAAUGAUAAUUUCAAAUUAGAAAAUCCUUUGGAAACUUGUCUUUUAGAACUUGAAGUUUCACCUGUAAAAAUGCUUUUUCAGAAAAAGUAUGAUUUGAAUGAACUUUGUACCUGGUUUAUGCAAACAACAGAAACACAGUCUCUCUCACUAGUUAGAAAAGCAAAUGCUCGAAACCCUUUGGAAAUAAUAAAUACCAAAGGAAUUAAGUUAGGGGCCAAAUAUUGUGAUUUUAGUGCCAGUCCAUUCAGGAAGCACUUUAAAAAAUUUGCACUCUCUUCUCCUUCAAAAUCAGCAGGGAAAUUGCAUGUACUACAUAAAAUGGUUAACUCUCAGCUCUUAAAUGUGAAAAGUAAUUUAACACUAGCUAGUUUGAAAAGGACUGAGUUUAAAAGGUUGCACCAUGAAAGAUGGAGAAGAGAGGGAAAACUGCACAGCCAUGGAACAGUUGGUUGGAACUCCAAACGGAGGAAUUUAAGAUGUUUUUGCCAGAACCAAUUUUUAAAUAAAACUGAGGGGGGAACAAAUGCUGACAUUCCGCUCCAAGGAAAAGGCACAGUAGGUAAACAUUGUAUUUUCCCACCUGAGAUCAAGAGUGACUUUUUGCAAGACAGGGUAGCAAUGCCUAACUUCAAAAUGUAUACUAAUGUAGAAAAUAAAGUUAAGUCAGAAGUGAAGGAGAAUGGAAUAAAUUCCAACCAAAAAGAUUUUGAAAAGGGUUCAAAAGUAGGAAAUGUAUGUCCAAAUAAUUGGAGGUCAAAAACUUUAAAAGACUGUAGAAUAUUUUUGAGGAAGAUUAACUAUCUUGAACAUAGGAAUACGUUUAAGCUAAAUACAAUCAUUUACUCUCCUGAAUCUGUAAACAAUGAAAGUAAUCAUCAUACACAUAUAGAAGAAUCAAAGCACUUUACUUUAAGAUCUCAUUCUGCUAGGCAAAAUUCUUUUAAAAAGCAAACUAAAGAAAUAGAAAACAGUAAAGCAAAUAAUGCUUUAACCAAUAAAUUUGCCAAUCAACUUGGCAAUAAUAAGUUAAGCAAAUGUAUAAACUUUGACAAAAAUUCUUCUGAUAGUUCUGAAGUUCUUAGCAAAUUGAACAAAAGAAAAAGACCACCAUGGAAGACCUCAGAAAUAUCAACAAAAAGACAUAAACGGCAGUCUUGCAACAGUGGACAAAUGGCACACUAUUUUUCAAAAUCCCAACUAGGUAAGUUUUUCUCUGAUUAAUUUUAAAGUUUCAUUGUAGGUGCCUUGAGUAAAGAAUAAGCAGCAAGUAGAAAAGAAACAGCUGGUUCCAUUUUAAUUUAUUUCUAAAAUAUUUGUACAACCUAAUUUCUUGGCACCUAGUAUGAAACUCAUGAAAUUAGAUGUGGCUAAAUGUACCAUUCCUUCGCCAUAAUGUGUCUAGAAUUUUAAGCACAUAAAAAUAUGUUUAGUAGAGACAGCUUUUUAAAAAUAUAUCAGUAUGCUUUAUUACCUUUGCAUUAAUAGAUGUAAUAUAAAAUCAGAAGAUAGCUUGAUAAAUAUGACCAUGUAACUAAAAAUUUACUACAUGCUAAUAUAUAUUCUCUUAAUAAAUAACUAUGAGGCCAUGUGGGAAAGAGUAAAUACUUUCUCAUUGGAAGCGACCGUAACAUAUUACAAUCCUAGGAUAUCAGUCUCCUAUCCACCAUCAUGUUGUUAUGCCAUUUGGUACUGUACUGCUUUGAAAUCCACUUAUAAGAUCUUAUUUUAAAAGUGGUGUAAAGAUAUUUUUUCCAAUAAAUCAGCAAACUUGAGGAUUUUUUUCAUAUCAGAGAUUGAGCUCAUUUCCACAGAUAGGAAGAUGACAGUUCUUUUCCAUAGCCUCACAAGACAAAGAGUCUUUGGAAGAGCAUUGCUAAAUUGAGAAUGCAAACAGAAAUUACCUUUAACAAGUACUUCUGUGUUUUAUUCAGUUACACUGAUGUGAUAUUGGUGCAAAGAAAUAAUUACUAUUUGGAACCAAGCAAAAAUAUGAUACAAACACAAUAGGUGCCAAUACAGCCAUUUCCAUCUCUGCUUAUUAAUAGGUACUAGGCAGUGCAGAAUAUUUAGGAAUGUGAGAGUGCUUACUGAUUACUUCCUUCUCAUGAAAGAGUGCCAGGUUGUAUUUGGAAAUUUAAGGACAUAUUAUCACAUGGCUACAUUGUUAUAUUAUACAUCUUAAGGAUGUCUUUUGGAGGUUAGGAAGUAUUUGUUUAUUUUUGU
Fukomys damarensis (Damara mole-rat) is the source of this 6689-nucleotide messenger RNA. It is a transcript of the gene Lcorl, whose product is annotated as ligand dependent nuclear receptor corepressor like. The record is from RefSeq and is a predicted model, not a curated record. Lineage: Eukaryota; Metazoa; Chordata; Mammalia; Rodentia; Bathyergidae. Gene Ontology annotation, cellular component: nucleus. The coding region runs from base 162 to 5687 and encodes 1841 amino acids. The transcript is spliced from 7 exons. Gene Ontology annotation, biological process: regulation of transcription by RNA polymerase II. Gene Ontology annotation, molecular function: DNA binding.